This is a messenger RNA of Zea mays, 543 nucleotides long. Its product is annotated as dihydrolipoyl dehydrogenase 1, mitochondrial. Gene Ontology annotation, cellular component: mitochondrion; oxoglutarate dehydrogenase complex. Gene Ontology annotation, molecular function: dihydrolipoyl dehydrogenase (NADH) activity; flavin adenine dinucleotide binding. The record is from RefSeq and is a predicted model, not a curated record. Gene Ontology annotation, biological process: 2-oxoglutarate metabolic process; pyruvate metabolic process. NCBI's taxonomy places the organism in Eukaryota, Viridiplantae, Streptophyta, Magnoliopsida, Poales, Poaceae.
AUGUAUAUGGCUCUUCUCCAUUCGUCACACAUGUACCACGAGGCAAAGAGUUCUUUUGCGCACCAUGGUGUGAAGCUUUCCAAUCUAGAAAUAGACCUGCCUGCCAUGAUGUCGCAGAAAGACAAGGCUGUUGCUGGUCUUACAAAGGGUAUUGAAGGCCUGUUUAAGAAGAACAAAGUUGAAUACGUGAGAGAGCUUGGCUCCCCUUCUGAGGUAGCUGUGAACUUGCUGGAUGUGAAAUCGAUACUCCCUGGAGUUCAUAUAGACGAGAAAAAGAUUGUAUCAUCUACUGCUGCUCUUGCUCUUAAAGAAAUACCAAAGAAGUUGGUGGUUGUUGGAGCUGGAUACAUAGGCUUAGAGAUGGGCUCUGUUUGGAACAGGCUAGGGUCUGAGGUUACUGUUGUGGAAUUUGCUCCUGGCGUUGUCCCAUCAAUGGAUGGAGAGAUUCGGAAGCAGUUCCAGCGUAUGUUGGAGAAGCAAAAAAUGAAGUUCAUGCUCAAGCAAAAAAGAUUCUUUGUUGUUCUUUUUGUCAGGAAACUGUGA